Molecule: messenger RNA, 1966 nt
Organism: Gastrolobium bilobum
Lineage: Eukaryota; Viridiplantae; Streptophyta; Magnoliopsida; Fabales; Fabaceae
Product: probable serine/threonine-protein kinase PBL7
Exons: 6
Coding region: 230-1789 (519 amino acids)
Biological process (GO): protein phosphorylation
Molecular function (GO): ATP binding; protein kinase activity
Source: RefSeq, a predicted model, not a curated record
UCACCUUCUUUCACUCUGAUACAACCUUAAUUUCAGUCAUUCAAAGACAGCCCUGCCCACUUGACUUCACAUGUCUCCCUCUUCUUUUUUCUGCUGUUGAGAAAAUAUUCUCCAAUCCAACAAGCAAAGCAGCUUUAACUCUUAUUUUUUCUUUUAGAUCAUUCUCUACCACUUUUCUUCUUUUUCUUUCUCUAUCGUUUUGUUUUCUGCGUUUUUUGUGCUGUUGCUCAUGAUGGGUUUCUCCGAAGGAAUCUGCACUGACAGAGGGAAUCCUUCCAAUGCUCCAGAUACUUCUCCACACGUUUCCUCUUCUGCAGUUACAGAAGACUUAUUUGACUACAAGAGGCUCAAAUUCCGAAACUUUUUGAGAAAAAUGAUAUGGGAGAUUGCUUUUGCAUGUGUUCCUGUUCCUUAUCGUGACAAAAACGACGGCGACGGCUUCAAAAAGACAACUUUGGAGCACAACGAGGCGUGGUUGCUGGCAGAGUCUGGUGGGUGUGAAGCAGAAUUGGCAAGUGCUGACCCGCAAUCGGUUCACUCAUCUUUCAGGUUCAGCUUCCGUUCUCAGGUUGAGGAUGAAUCCUUCAACAUGUGUUCUUCUUCUUCUGCUGCUGCUGCAACCGUUUUGAUGGUGAAUUUGGAAUAUGUAUCUCGAGCAAGGGAGAUGAAAUGGAGGAGAAUGGAGUCAUUGGAGAAAAGCAUAUCCCCAGUGGUCAACACUUUGACCAGGUUCAACUAUAAUGAAAUUCUAUCUGCCACACGCAAUUUCUCCAAAGGAAGAGUAUUGGGGAGAGGGGCCUUGAGCUGUGUUUUUAGGGGAAGAGUUGGACUUUUGAGGACUGCUGUUGCAAUUAAACGGUUGGACAAGGAAGACAAGGAGUGUACCAAGACUUUUUGUAGAGAAUUGAUGAUUGCCAGUUCUCUUCAUAACGCAAACAUUGUUCCCCUUGUGGGUUUUUGUAUUGACUCAGAGGAGGGUUUGUUUUUGGUGUAUAAAUAUGUAUCAGGGGGCAGCUUAGAGCAUCACUUGCAUGAGAAGAAGAAGAGUGGGAAGCGUAGUUCACCACUUUCAUGGUCUUUGAGGUAUAAAAUAGCAAUUGGGAUUGCAGAAGCCGUGGCUUAUCUGCACAAUGGAACAGAAAGAUGUGUUGUUCACAGAGAUAUUAAGCCUUCAAACAUUUUGCUUUCCUCUAGGAAGAAUCCCAAGAUAUGUGAUUUUGGAUUAGCUACAUGGACUUCCGCACCUUCAGUUCCUUUCCUUUGCAAAACUGUCAAAGGAACAUUUGGUUAUUUGGCUCCUGAGUAUUUCCAACAUGGGAAAGUAUCAGAUAAGACUGAUGUUUAUGCUUUUGGAAUUGUUUUAUUGGAACUCAUAACUGGCCGGAAGCCAAUUGAAGCUAGAAGAUCUUCGGGAGAGGAGAACUUGAUCUUAUGGGCUAAACCUUUGCUAAAGAAAGGGAAUGGAGCCAUUGAAGAGUUGCUUGAUCCUCAACUCAAGUACAGUUCCAGAUUCUCAAAUCAAAUGGCUCGGAUGGUUGAAGCAGCAGCUGCCUGUGUUACAAGUGAAGAAUAUAGGAGACCAGGCAUACAUGAGAUUCUUGCGAUACUGAAAGGUGAAGAAAAGCCUGUUUUCUCUAGAACAAGGAAGUCUGGUCAUUUUGGGAAUGGAUGCGUGUUUGAUUGUAACCCUCAAUUCCAACAAACAAAUAAUGAGAUGAAAAGUCACUUGGCUUUGGCAAUGGUAGGAGUUCCAGGGUAUGAGGAUGAUGAUCAUCUUUAUGAUCGUUAACACAUAUUUUUGCCAUGAUUCUCACUAAUAGUGAUAGGGAUUAGAUAUGAACGUUCUGACGUUGUUUAUAGAAAUAGGAGCUCAGAAGAAGAUUGCUUGUUUAUACAUCUUCCAUUUACCUUCCCCUUUUCUCAAAGGGUAAAGUGUAAUAGAUUUUCAUUCAUUCUUUAUGGUUAA